Molecule: messenger RNA, 1400 nt
Organism: Puntigrus tetrazona (Sumatra barb)
Lineage: Eukaryota; Metazoa; Chordata; Actinopteri; Cypriniformes; Cyprinidae
Gene: unga
Product: uracil DNA glycosylase a
Exons: 6
Coding region: 246-1148 (300 amino acids)
Biological process (GO): base-excision repair, AP site formation via deaminated base removal; base-excision repair
Cellular component (GO): mitochondrion; nucleus
Molecular function (GO): uracil DNA N-glycosylase activity
Source: RefSeq, a predicted model, not a curated record
CGUCACUUGCCUGAACAAACGCUAGUGCAGAUUAUUAAAACUUGCUGCGAAAAUUUGUUAAAUUAGUGAAAACGAAAUAAUUAACGUAAAUUUCACUAAUUACCUAGCAAUUUUUUGGCGCGAAUACAAACUCACCCGUUAAAUAGAUAAAGCAUUAUCGUGUCGUUUCUUUAUUUCACACUAUAAGUUGGCAUCAAAACUCUGAUGCAUUUUCAGAAGAUACCAUAUGACAUAAUAAAUAAGCAAUGUUUUCCAACACAGGCUGCCUUAGGCUUUUACGUGCACAAAUGUCCGAUUUUUUUGUCAAGCGAACACGAAGUUCAACCAGAUGUAUUAAAAUACUAUCUCAGGAGAAAAAACAAAAGUUGGAGAGCGACGGAGUUACAUCCUCACCGUCCCUGAGUCCUGAACAACUCGAACGGAUAUCUAAUAACAAGAAGGCGGCUCUGAAACGGCUCGCUGCAAACCAGGCUGAACCGAACCGAAUUGGAGAGAGCUGGAGGGAAGCUCUAAACGCAGAGUUCGGGAAGCCCUACUUUAAAUCAUUAAUGUCGUUUGUUGCUGCGGAGAGGCAAAAGCACACCGUCUAUCCACCUGAAAAUGAAGUUUUUACCUGGACACAAACUUGUGACAUAAAAGAUGUAAAGGUUGUGAUUCUUGGCCAGGAUCCUUAUCAUGGACCUAACCAGGCUCACGGGCUGUGUUUCAGCGUGCAGAGACCUGUUCCUCCUCCACCAAGCUUGCUGAACAUCUUUAAAGAACUGGCUUCGGACGUCGAAGGCUUUGAGCAGCCUGGUCAUGGAGAUCUUACAGGAUGGGCAAAACAAGGAGUUCUGUUGCUGAACGCUGUGCUGACUGUGCGUGCACACCAGGCCAACUCUCACAAAGACAAGGGCUGGGAGACUUUCACUGACGCUGUGAUACACUGGCUCAGCACCAACACGCAGGGUCUUGUUUUUAUUCUCUGGGGCUCUUAUGCACAGAAGAAGGGGGCUGCCAUCGACAAGAAACGACACCAUGUUCUGCAAACAGUCCACCCCUCGCCUCUCUCUGCUCACCGGGGCUUCUUUGGAUGCAAACAUUUCUCAAAGACCAAUGAACUGCUGAAGAAAUCAGGAAAGAAGCCCAUUGACUGGAAAGCUUUGUGAUGCUGGAAUCCUGUUUGCCCAGUUUCAUUGAGCCUUUGAGGUUUUUUUUAUGUUCAUUUCCUGCAAAAGUAUCCACACGUUCGCGCUGAUUAGUUUUUGUGGUUUAUUUCACUCUUGUGUAAAUUCCCCAUCUACAUUUUCAUAUUUUCCUUUUAAAUGUUGCUGAUGUCGUUUUAAAUUUACAACACUAAAAGUUCAUGUGUUUAUGCCUGUUAACACAAUAAACUAUUUUUCUACAUAAUGUUAUGUGCC